Molecule: messenger RNA, 3240 nt
Organism: Oncorhynchus mykiss (rainbow trout)
Lineage: Eukaryota; Metazoa; Chordata; Actinopteri; Salmoniformes; Salmonidae
Product: transmembrane protein 47
Biological process (GO): cell-cell adhesion
Cellular component (GO): cell-cell junction; membrane
Source: RefSeq, a predicted model, not a curated record
GAAAUCCAGAGAGAGACCUAGGCACUAGGACCCUGCAGGUGCCUCUCUGUGAUAUUUCAGCAAUGUUCAGUGCGCUCGGACGACUCGCUUCAGCAGUAGUGAUACGGUAGCUGCAGCAGCGUCCCUGACGCGCUGCCCACCCUCCACUCUCAGCAGGGGAGAAUUACGAAAUUCUUGGUUUGAGACCCAACCGCCAGCCCACGGUCCUCGGAGAAAGCUACUUUUGUUUACCAUCCCAUGGCUUCAUCCGUGAGUGGAACGGAGGAGGUGCGCGUGUCGGCGUUGACACCGCUGAAGUUGGUGGGCUUGGUGUGCGUCUUCCUUGCGCUCUGCCUGGAUGUCGGGGCGGUGUUGAGCCCCGCGUGGGUAACGGCGUAUAACCAGUACUACCUGUCUCUGUGGGAGUCCUGCUGGAAGCCUGUCAACUCGGACACAUGGCAGUGCAACACAACGCUCGAGACUGACUGGCAGAUUGCCACGUUGGCCCUGUUGCUGGGUGGUGCUGCCCUCAUCCUGUUCUCCUUCCUGGUUGCCCUGGUGUCAGUGUGUGUCGGCUCCAGGAGCCGCUGCUACAGGCCUGUCGCUGUCUUGCUGUCCGCUGCAGUGGUGCUUCAGGUCUGCAGUCUGGUCCUCUACACCAUUAAGUUCAUUGAGACGGUCAGCUUGAGGAUAAACCACGAGUUUAACUGGGGCUAUGGCCUGGCCUGGGGGGCCACCAUCUUCUCCUUCGGAGGGGCCAUUCUCUAUUGCCUCAACCCCAAGAACUAUGAAGACUACUACUAAACCCUGCAAGAGGAGAAGAGAGCCCUCUACACAACUUCAUGCCCCCCCCCCCCCCCCCCCCCCCCCCGGGCUAUGCUCUGAACCUAGUCUGUUUUAUGUAACUGGUAGAGAAAAUAAAUAUUCACAGAAAAAAUGUUGGCGAAUUAACAACAGUAGUGUCUAUAGGUUCCAUUCAGACCAUCAUACAAUUGUACUGUACCAGAUGGUUGGCUCACAGGCUUAAAGGGACACUCUUACUCAUAUUAUGAUGUUGUGUUCUCCAAGGGAAUCUCUGCCUGUGUUGUGACUGAUGUCUGCUAUAGGCUAAGUGGUAAGGCUGAAGAGCCAAUCAGACAGUUCAAUGGAAUCCUAAUGUCCAAUAAGAUACAUCAGUGAAACCAUGUCAGGUCCGCUUUAUGAUAGGAACUUCAGCAGGAGUUGGCAGGCACAAUGCUUUGUUAUUAAUGACCAAUCAAAGAAGAGACCGGUGAGAGUGCUGGACAUAGACCAAUCAGAGAGCAGAAGGAUAGUCCAGGUGGACAGAUUGAUCUUGAGGAGGAAAGAAGUAGAAUAUGAGACUCACCUAAGGAAAGGAAUCAAGGAUGCAUACCUUCACCCCCACUAACAUACUGGACAAAAAUACAAACGCAACAGUUUCAAGGAUUUUACUGAGUUACAGUUCGUAUAAGGAAAUACGUCAACUUUAAUUAAUUAAUUAAUUAGGCCCUAAUAUAUGGAUUUCAUAUGACUGCAGGGGAGCAGCCAUGCAUGGGCUGGGAGGGCAUAGGUCCACCCACUGUGGAGCCAGGCCCAGCCAAUCUGAAUGAGUUUUUCUCCACAAUAGGGCUUUAUUACAGAUGGAAAUACUCCUCAGUUUCAUCAGCUGUCCAGGUGUCUGGUCUCAGAUGAUCCUGCAGGUGAAGAAGCCGGAUGUGGAGGUCCUGGGCUGGCGUGGUUACACAUGGUCUGUGAUUUGGGCGUACUGCCAAAUUCUCUAAAAUUAAGUUGUAGGUUGCUUAUGGUAGAGGAAUUAACAUUACAUUAUCUGGCAACCGCUCUAGUAGAAAUUCCUGCAGUCCGCAAGCCAAUUACACGCUCCCUCAACUUGAGAGAUCUGUGUGUAUUGUGCGACAAAACUGCACAUUUUAGAGUGGCCUUUUAAAGUCCCCAGCACAAGGUGCACCUGUGUAAUGAUCAUGCCGUUUAAUCAGCUUGAUAUACCACACCUGUCAGGUAUAUCUUGGCAAAGGAGAAAUGCUCACUAACAGGGAUGUAAACACAUUUGUGCAUAAAAUUGGAGCGAGAUAAGCUUUUUGUGUAUGAAAAAUUACUGAGAUCUUUUAUUUCAGCUCAUGAAACAUGGGACCAACACUUUACAUGUCGCGUUUAUAUUUUUGUUCAGUAUAUUUGAUUACCUUUGUCUUUAUUUCAUCUGUGGUAAUCUAAAAGAGGACUGGAUGGGUUCAGGCAGGCAACAUAGGCGUUUAACUGGUGGUUUUCUUUCACAUGAAGGGGAGGUGACAAGGAGAGGAAGCCACUAUAGACUAUUGGUACACGCCCCAAUGCCACAAACAAGAGAUGGUAUAAUUGGUUAGGCCAGAGGCCACGACACAUUCCAGGCAAAAUAUUACUGGUUAAACAUUAGCUCAGGCUACACAAAACCAUUAAGUAGCGGUAAGGCAUAAUCGAAGACUGUGCGGCCUAACCCCAGCUGUGCCGGGUUCAGAUAACAGCAGUUGAUAUGUAACUAUGUACAGUAGUUUGAGUUGGUUUUGUGUUAAAUGCUUUAAUAUAGUGUAGUAGAUAAGGUGUAUGAAGAAGGCAAUUGACCAGUGUUGUAGUGUGUGGGGCCUGAAGUGAUAUGAUCAAACAGCCAGGGGAGGACGGCUCAUAAUGGCUGGAACGGCGUCAAACCAUGUGUUUGAUACCACUCCGCUCCUGCCGUUACCCCAUCCUCCCCAAUUAAGGUGCCACCAACCACGUUUGCGCUCACAUACUUCCCAUGUGAUGCCUCUUGGGCAACACUAGAUGUCUCCCAAAUGGUACCCUAUUCCCUAUAUAGUUCACUACUGACAAGGGGACCUGGUCAAAAGUAGUGCACUGUGGAAUAGGGUGCCAUUUGGGACACAGAGCUUACGUACAAAGUCCUCUUAAUACUGCACUAUUAUAGAAAAUGUUUUGAAUAUACUCUCAUCCAUAACUUAAAAAUAAAGUCUUUACAUUAAAAAUACAUGUCAAUGAAGAGAGUAGGAACGCUUGAGGUAGAAAUGUGGGAGUGUAAAGGAGUAACGAGGUGUGUGUGCUGAGUGACUCAACAUCUGCAUUGCCUGCUGUUUGGGGUUUUAGGCUGGGUUUCUGUACAGCACUUUGUGACAUCAGCUGAAGUAAGAAGGGCUUUAUAAAUCCAUUUGAUUGCUGAUGUGUGUCUGAUGCCUACUGCUUUGUUUACUAAUACAAUAAAACUGGCCAUGAAAAAGA